AUGUCCAUCCUUCACUUAAGCUUCUACUCAGCCUUCACCCUAAGCAGCCUAGGACUGGCCUUCCACCGCACCCACUUGGUCUCAGCCCUACUAUGUCUAGAAAGUAUAAUAUUAUCCCUAUACACUAUACUAUCUAUAUGACCCAUUGAAACUAACACAACAUCGGCCUCCCUAAUCCCAGUACUUAUAUUAACAUUUUCCGCCUGCGAAGCCGGGGUAGGUCUCGCAAUACUAGUAGCCUCCACCCGAACUCACGGCUCAGACCACCUACACAACCUAAACAUACUGCAAUGCUAA
Molecule: messenger RNA, 297 nt
Organism: Colius striatus (speckled mousebird)
Lineage: Eukaryota; Metazoa; Chordata; Aves; Coliiformes; Coliidae
Source: the annotation of a RefSeq genome assembly